AUGCCUAUCAUGUACCAAAUCCUUUCUUCUUUUGGUGAAGUGUUUGCAAGCACAGUUGUUGUGGAUUUUACACCGCAUGUGGUUACUAUUAAUACCGGAGAGGAUGUUGGCGGGAAGAUCUUGUCAUUUGCGCAGAAGAGUCCAAGAGCGAUAUGCAUUCUUUCUGCCAAUGGAGCUAUCUCUAAAGCCACACUAUGUCAACUCGGUUCUUCCGGUGGUGGUAUUUUGACUUAUGAGGGUCGGUUUGAGAUCUUAUCUUUGUCUGGAUCAUAUACGGUCUCAGACACUAGCGGCAUAAGAAAUCGCGAUGGUGGAUCGAGUGUCUCACUUGUUGGUCCUGACGGCCGAGUGAUUGGAGGUUCUGUUGCUGGUCUACUUACAGCUGCUGGUCCUAUCCAAAUUGUAGUUGGAAGUUUCACGCCAGAUGCUAACAAGACGCUUAAAAAGAAGUACCAACGGGAACACACGGUGUCGUCUCCAACUUCAACUGGUCCAGAAAUCAUGACAGCAGCAAGACCUAUCUCACAAGCAAAUGCUCAUGCUGAAAACUUCAUGAUACCGAUUUUGUCUCAGUUACCCGAUCAUCAAAACCAGAGCUUUUAUAUAUCUAAAUUAGCAUUGUAA
Molecule: messenger RNA, 624 nt
Organism: Lathyrus oleraceus (garden pea)
Lineage: Eukaryota; Viridiplantae; Streptophyta; Magnoliopsida; Fabales; Fabaceae
Product: AT-hook motif nuclear-localized protein 1
Exons: 2
Coding region: 1-624 (207 amino acids)
Molecular function (GO): minor groove of adenine-thymine-rich DNA binding
Source: RefSeq, a predicted model, not a curated record